Molecule: messenger RNA, 3965 nt
Organism: Phasianus colchicus (ring-necked pheasant)
Lineage: Eukaryota; Metazoa; Chordata; Aves; Galliformes; Phasianidae
Gene: HIPK3
Product: homeodomain interacting protein kinase 3
Biological process (GO): peptidyl-serine phosphorylation; peptidyl-threonine phosphorylation
Cellular component (GO): nucleus; PML body; cytoplasm
Molecular function (GO): protein serine/threonine kinase activity; ATP binding; protein tyrosine kinase activity
Source: RefSeq, a predicted model, not a curated record
GCUGGGGCUGCGGGCCGGGCUGCGGCUGGAAGCGGGGGGCGCGGGCUGUGCUGCGGGGCCGGGCCGCCCGCUGGAAAUCGCAGCACAGCGUGUGAUUAGCACCGUUGGAAAUUUGUUUUCAGGAAACCUUAGAAACUAUUUGUUUCCAAAGUGUGCCCUUCCUGCCGGCUCUGUUGCAUUGUGCAGCAUUUGGGUAUAGCGGGAUGGAGCCCAGCAGAACCCUGAGUUCAGGCUCUAAAACACAGCAGGAAAAUAAGAGACAGUGAAAUAUCCACAGACAAAGCAGGUAUGGCCUCACAAGUCUUGGUCUAUCCACCAUAUGUUUAUCAAACCCAGUCAAGUGCCUUUUGUAGUGUGAAAAAACUCAAACUAGAACCAAGCAGUUGCGUGUACCACGAAAGAGCCUACCCACAAAUCUAUGUGAAUGGUAAAAACUUUGGAAUCUCUCCCCAUAGGGUUAGUACUUUCCUUCAGACUAAAAACCCAUUUGACAGACCUCGAGGACAGAACGUUUUGUUGCAGUCAAAUGCUGUUGCUUUAAAAAAUAUUGCAGGUGCUACAAAAGCGUUAGCAGCGCAGGCGCAGCAAGCUCACUUGGAAGCACCUCAGCCUGGGACACAAGGAAACAGAGUAGAUAUACUGGAAGGACCCCAGCGAUGUGGAUUGAAGCGUAAGAGUGAAGAGCUAGAUAAUCAAAGCAGCACGAUGCAGAUUGUUGAUGAACUGUCCAUAUUGCCUGCGAUGUUGCAAACCAAUGUAGGAAACCCAGUGACAGUUGUGACAACUGCUGCAACUUCAAAACAAACUGGUACAAGUGGAGAUGGAGACUACCAGCUGGUACAGCAUGAGGUUUUGUGCUCUGUGAAAAAUACUUACGAGGUUCUUGAUUUCCUUGGGCGAGGGACCUUUGGACAAGUGGUGAAGUGCUGGAAAAGAGGGACAAAUGAGAUUGUGGCAAUCAAAAUCUUGAAGAAUCAUCCUUCGUACGCACGCCAAGGACAAAUAGAAGUGAGCAUAUUAGCAAGGCUAAGUACUGAAAAUGCUGAUGAAUUCAAUUUUGUGAGAGCCUACGAAUGCUUUCAGCAUCGUAACCAUACUUGUCUGGUUUUUGAGAUGUUGGAACAGAAUUUAUAUGACUUCCUGAAGCAAAACAAAUUCAGCCCUCUGCAAUUGAAAGUAAUACGGCCUAUUCUACAACAGGUGGCCACUGCACUGAAAAAACUAAAAAGUCUUGGUUUAAUCCAUGCUGACCUCAAACCAGAGAACAUUAUGUUGGUGGAUCCUGUUCGGCAGCCUUACCGGGUUAAAGUAAUAGAUUUUGGGUCUGCCAGCCAUGUAUCAAAGACUAUUUGUUCAACCUAUUUACAAUCCCGGUAUUAUAGAGCACCGGAGAUCAUACUGGGAUUGCCGUUUUGUGAAGCCAUAGACAUGUGGUCAUUAGGGUGUGUGAUUGCAGAGCUGUUUCUUGGAUGGCCACUGUACCCAGGAGCACUGGAAUAUGACCAGAUUCGUUACAUUUCUCAGACUCAAGGUUUGCCAGGAGAACAGUUGUUAAGCAUGGGGACGAAAACUGCAAGAUUUUUCUGUAGAGAAACAGACGCACCAUAUUCUAGUUGGAGAUUAAAGACUUUGGAAGAGCACGAGGCAGAGACAGGUAUGAAGUCUAAAGAGGCCAGGAAGUAUAUUUUCAACAGUUUGGAUGAUAUAGUGCACGUGAACAUGGUGAUGGAUUUGGAAGGAAGUGACCUGUUGGCAGAGAAGGCAGACAGGAGGGAAUUUGUCAGUCUGUUGAAGAAAAUGUUGCUGAUUGAUGCUGAUUUAAGAAUCACUCCAGCUGAGACGCUGAACCAUUCUUUUGUUACCAUGAAGCACCUCCUCGAUUUUCCUCAUAGCAACCAAGUAAAGUCCUGUUUUCACAUCAUGGAUGUUUGCAAGUGCAGAUCAAAUUUAUAUGAUCUAAGCAACCGCAAUAAAACAUCGCUUAUGAGACCAGUUGCCUCAGGCAGUGCAGCUAAUCUGACUGCAAGCUUCACCAAAAUUGGCCCAUUAAGAAGCCAGGCUUUAACUGCAUCUGCCCACUCAGUUUUGCACCAAGGAAUACCACUGCAGGCAGGAACUGCUCAGUUUGGUUGCAGUGACAUUUUCCAGCAGACACUGAUUAUAUGUCCUCCGACUCUUCAAGGAAUUACUACAAACCAUAGUAAACCCACAAGUUUCUCCCUGAGGGUGGACAACGCCGUUCCGUUGGUGACCCAGGCCCAUGCAAUUCAGCCACUACAGAUUCGAGCAGGAAUCCUUUCUCAGACGUGGUCAAACCACACCCAGCAAAUCCUGGUUCCUGCGUGGCAGCAAGUGGCACCAGUGGCAGCCCCUGCGACAUCUCUAGCUUCUGAUCCUGUGGCUGGCCCACAGAGGCUUGGAGACUGGGGGAAGAUGAUUACCCAGGGCACUCAUUACAACUCAGUGAUGCCACAGCCUCUUUUAACACAUCAAAUAACCUUUUCUGCCCCACAGCCAAUUAGUGUGGGCAUUGCACAUGUUGUCUGGCCUCAGCCUGCAGCUACCAAGAGGAAUAAACUGUGUCAGAACAGGAGCAAUGCGUUGCAAAAUACCAAUAUCCAAAAUUCAGCCUUUAUAUCUCCAAAGAUAAUUAACCUGAAGGCUGUAAAGAGAAUAAGCUGUAUAGAAGCACAGGACAAUCAUAACUCAGAUGGACAGGAGAGUAACUGCUGCGAAGCAUCGGUCAGGCUGGAACCUGAUUCAUCUCUUCCCAACAAGCAGCGACAGGCUAUCUUCAUUGCAGGCUCCCCCAGCCCUGCAGUCAGUGUGAUCACCAUCAGCAGCGACACCGAUGAAGAUGACUUAGGUCAAACACGUUCUCUGAGAGAGUGCAAAGGUAGCCUCGACUGUGAAGCCUGCCAAAAUACUCUGAAUAUUGACCGUGUAUGUUCCCUAAGCAGUCCUGAUAGCACUCUGAGCACGAGCUCCUCAGGACAGUCCAGUCCAUCUCCUUGCAAGAGAUCCAACAGUAUGUCAGAUGAUGAACAGGAAAGUGGAUGCGAUACAGUGGAUGGUUCCCCAACUUCAGACUCUUCAGGACAUGACAGCCCGUUUGUCGAAGAUGGCUUUGUAGCUAAUAAUAAUACCAACAAAAAUAAGGAAGCAAGAGCAUCAGUUAAUUCUGAAACCAAAUCAGCUGUUUGCACAGUAGUGGUGCCACCAAUGAGUCUUGAAAGCAGAUUACGUCUUGAUGAACAGGUGGUGAACACAGAUGCUACUUGUCAGCCAUUGAAAAAUGGUCGGUCUGUCUUGGGAAGAAAAACCCAGUCUUCUGCUGUGGGAAACCGUCAGCAAAAACUGGCAUCAGCAUUCCAUCAGCAGCAUUUAAACUUCAGCCAGGUGCAGCACUUUGGAUCUGCGCCGCAGGAAUGGAAUGGGAACUACGCUCAUCGAAGGCAGCAGGCCUACAUCCCAGCGAGCGUUGCCAGUCAUGCUUUCUCCCUUCCUCAAGGAAGUCCAAACCCCACUACCGUGCACGCACAUCUCCCUGGAAGCACCCACCUGGGAGGACAGCCUGCUAUUCUUCCGUACCCAUCGUCGGCACCCCUUAGCACUGCUGCACCCGUUGCCCACCUCCUUGCUUCACCGUGUACCUCAAGACCCUUACUGCAACAUCCGACGUACAGCAUAUCUCACCCCAGUGCUAUAGUGCACCAAGUUCCAGUUGGCAUAAAUCCCCGCCUUUUACCUUCCCCAACCAUUCAUCAGACUCAGUACAAACCAAUUUUUCCACCACAUUCGUACAUUGCAGCAUCACCUGCUUACACAGGAUUUCCAUUGAGUCCAAAAAAACUCAGCCAGUACCCAUUUAUGUGAGAACUCAAGUAGAGUGUAUUGAGGAAGCUCAAUGAUACGGAAGUUUGACUUAAGAAGAAACAUGGUAUUUAUUAAAUAUUAGCCAUGGC